Bolinopsis microptera is the source of this 621-nucleotide messenger RNA. Its product is annotated as small ribosomal subunit protein uS4-like. NCBI's taxonomy places the organism in Eukaryota, Metazoa, Ctenophora, Tentaculata, Lobata, Bolinopsidae. Gene Ontology annotation, biological process: translation; ribosomal small subunit biogenesis. The coding region runs from base 18 to 590 and encodes 190 amino acids. The record is from RefSeq and is a predicted model, not a curated record. The transcript is spliced from 3 exons. Gene Ontology annotation, cellular component: cytosolic small ribosomal subunit. Gene Ontology annotation, molecular function: structural constituent of ribosome; rRNA binding.
GUUUUGAUAAAGGUAGGAUGAGUCACAUCGUAUACUCCAAGACCUAUACGACUCCUCGUCGUCCUUUUGAGAAGGAACGACUUGACAGCGAACUUAAGCUUAUUGGAGAGUUCGGUCUUCGUAACAAAAGAGAAGUAUGGAGGGUUAAGUAUACUCUUGCCAAAAUCAGGAAAGCUGCUCGAGAAUUGCUGACCCUUGAAGACAAGGAUCCCAGACGUCUCUUUGAGGGAAAUGCUAUCCUUAGGCGGCUUGUCAGAAUCGGUGUGCUCGACGAGAACAGAAUGAAGCUCGAUUAUGUCCUGGGUCUCAAGACUGAAGAUUUCCUUGAAAGGCGUCUCCAAACCCAGGUGUUCAAACUAGGACUUGCUAAGAGUAUCCAUCAUGCCCGAGUCCUGAUCAGACAGAAGCAUAUCAGAGUACGAAAACAAGUUGUAAACAUCCCCUCAUUCAUAGUGCGAUUGGACGCUCAGAAACAUAUUGAUAUCGCCAUUAAUUCCGCAUACGGAUCUGGUCGAGAAGGUCGCGUAAAGAGGAAGAGAAUGCGAGCUGGUGAUAAGGGUGCUGCUGAUGCCGAUGAGGAUGAGGAUUAAUCUUUUAAAUUGUCUUUUUAGUUAUAUUUAA